UUUUGUUUUUUUUUAAAAUUGAAUCAAUUGGUAGGAUGGAAAGCACACGAGACGAUGAUUUGGAAUCAAACUGAAGAGGAAAAGUACACAUGAAGAGAGAGCACUCACCGUGUCUGUGGAAUAGACGAUUUGUGACGGAUCAAACGCGAGACGAUCGUUCUCAUUUUUGGAGAUGAAAGCAAUUCGACGCAGAGAUGAGCAAACAAUUAUUAUUUUUUCUACUUUAGGAGGAGAAGAGAGGCCGGUGGCGAUGGGGACGGGCAAGACGAUUUGCUUCUUGUAUGAGUUUCAUCCUAUCCUCGAUCAUUGUUUUCUCUUCAAUCCUUUUUCUCUUCUGAUCUUUAUCAUAAAUUCAGAACGAGAUUUUGUCUAACCGAGAAGGAUGAAAUGAGAUUCGAGAGAGAUGAUGGAUUGAUCGAGAACGGAAGAGGAAGCGAUACGGAUUUCUCACAAUGGGAGAGGCGAAAGAUAGAGAAACCUUAAAGGGUGGUCCAAUAGAACUUUAAGAGAACUUGCAAAGAAGAAGCGAAUAAGCUUUACUUCCAACGCUUGGAUCCGAUGUCGUUCGAAUCGUGGGUCGGCGACAACCUAAUUCCGGCUCGAAGGAACUUGUCUUCGACGGAAAGAAGAGAGAAUAAUCGGAAACGAAGGAAGACAGAAGAAAAGAAAUCGAGAAAGAAGGCACGCAAUUUUUAACCGUCGAUGAACUUUUGCAAUCUUUAACUGUCGAUGACGCUUUGAGUUGCAGAAGAUGGAACUAUUCACCGUAACCGAAAAAGAAGAAAAUGUAAAGUAACUAUUUAAAAGUGGGUGAAAACGGAGCGGCCACGAUGGUAAGUGAACAUUUACCAUAUUAUUCUGAAUUUUUUUAAACAGACGGUUUCCCGAUUGGUUGAGAAGGACAAAAUGGCAAUAUUGUAUAUUGUGCACAGGGUAUAUCGGUUUAAAAGAGUUUUUAGAUACAUAGUGAAUUAUAAUUUGUUUGCUUGAUGUAGGAUACAAUUUCCCUUUUUAUUAUUUAUGUCUAGUUUGAAAAAUAAACCUGCAACAUUCAAAUUUUCAAAUAUGGACUUUAAAUAAAAUAAUUCCUUUUUUGAAAAUUUUACGGUAGAGAAUAGUUUGAAAUUUUAAAAUAAAUAAUAAUAGGUUAAAUGGAAGUGAUUCUAAUGAUAUUAAUACUGAUUUAAGUUCAAAACAAAAUUGCUUAAGUCGGUUAUAGUCGUUGGAAGUUAACCGUCUCUUUUUGGCGCCUGUUUUUACUUACCAUUUUACCCUUCGCGUGUCGUGGAUGCAACUACGUGGUUCGACGUCGUUUUACACUGCUACUAAUAAAACGACGCUGUUUCAGCAAGAUAAUUUGUAUCCCGCCUUUUCUCUUCUUGGCAAAUCUGGUGACGAAGACGACGACGAACGAUGGCUGAUCCGUUGAAGCAAAUCUGCGACGAACUAGGAGUCUGCAAAGAAGAAGCGCUAUUCUACCUCGAAGGAUUCCGAUGGGAUCUAAACGCAGCGAUGGAGGCUUGCCGCACCAAAACCUUGCCGUCGCCGGCGCCGGCUCAACCUCCGUCGUCGGAGAACGAGAGAACCGCGGCGGAGGAACAAAGGAGAAACGAUAAGAUCGCAAGAGUCAUAGUCGCAACAGGAGCGACUGUAAAGGAAGCGAGAUCUUACCUCAGCCGCGAAAACUGGAACGUAGACAAUGUGUGCCUCUCUUUCUCAGGGAAUGAAGGACCGGACACGAUGCAUGACAUUUUUAGUAAAGUGCCGCCGUUUCAUAGUACCUCGACGAAGCUCAGAAUCGGGAGCCCUCCUUCUGCUAGUACGCCACCGCUUGAAUUGAAACCGGAAAGUAUAAAAAGAUUCCGCAAUGUUGUCUCUGAUGCCUCUUCACAAGCCGUAAUCGAUUGCCUCAACGACUGCAAGGGGAAUGCAGAACACGCCAUCCAAUAUUUCUAUGACGUUUACAGUCUAAAGAAUGAAACUCCCCCAGAAAGUUUACCUGAUGAGAUCAAGGAAGAGCUCAUGGCUUCAUUCUCUUCGACCACUGGGGAGAUUAGACAAGUUGCAAAAGUUUACCUGGAACAGUAUGAGUGGAAUCUAGUCGUAGCCGUCGACUCUUUCUUUAAACAUAGUGACUCAGAUAAACAAACAUCUGCGUUAAAUAACAGAGGUCCGCCUCUUCCCACGGAGACACAAAAGUCACUUGAAGAAGCUGGUGAAGGAGACGUCAGAGUGGCUGUACCUGGCAUGGCGUCAUCUCAAGUGGAUGAUAAGGCUGUAGAGGAAGGUUCAAGCGCGGAGACAGUCCCUGAUCCUUUUGCUAACCGAGACAGGACAACUGUGGACACUCAAGCUGCGCCAAGUACUAUUAUGAUAACUAUCAGAUUGGCAGAUGGGAUUGGGACAACGCUGGAGCUUCCUUUUAGAUCAAACCAAACCAUAAGUGACAUCCGCAAUGCUAUUGACCAGCGAUAUCCAGAUAACGACAGGGGCUACAAUUUGCAAUCGAUGGAUGGAGUAGACUACAUGGAUUGGAAUGUAACUGUAUACAGAGUUACUAGGCAUGAUUCUAGAACUCUCAUGCAGAUCUACCCCUAGCCUUUGUUUUGGUAACAGUUUUGAGAGAGAGUGAGAUAGAAAGAGGAUUCAUAUAGACGUUGAAAAGGAUUCUCGCUUUGUAUAGGAAAAAAAUAUAUAACAGAGAAGCUUCAUACUUGUUUUGAGAUGGGAACUGAUAAGAGGAGAGUUCUUAUUAUAGUUUUGAUUCUGUAUAGUUUGAAACAAAAUGAAAACAUAGCAGCUUCUUACUUUUGCUUUUCCUCAUUCUUGUUUGCAACACGUGAUUAUUCGUUAUCCUGCUGGAAAUUACAACCUUAAACUAAAACCAUAAACAAGAUUAUCUUCUUUUUUUUAUUUUUGGUAAAAAAAACAAAAUUACUUUCAUAAAGCAUCACAAUCCAAAAGUAGCAUUAUCAAUCACCACAACAACAUGGCAUGAGAGUCAGAGAGUGUGUGUUUUUAAUCUAUUUUGGCAAUUUUCCCAAUAAAAUGUGUAAUAUAUAUUAAGUAUUAAAUAUUAGUACAUAGUAGUACGUACUAGAGCAACAAUAUCGGACAGUUUCUUAAGGUUCAAAAAAAUGAAAUAAUAAUAGUUAAAUCAAAUGAUUAAGUUUUAAUUUAAAUAAAAUAAUCAAGUUAUACAUGUGGAACAAAAUGUGUUUAAAACAUGACAUCUGAAACUAAAAGUUAAUAACGGGUUCUUAGACCAUCUCCAUUGAUUAGAGUGGUUCUUGAAAUUAAUUUAAUUAUUAAUUAUGUACUUUAAAUAGUUUAGAACCUUUAAUAUUGUAAUUAGUUUUGAGAAGGUCUAGUGGGAGAAGCCCUAUGAAGUUCUUAAUAUUUUUUUAAGAAAUUGAGUCAAUUGGUAGGAUGGAAAGCACACGAGACGAUUAUUUAGAAUCAAAUUGA
Brassica rapa (field mustard) is the source of this 3468-nucleotide messenger RNA. RefSeq lists its product as uncharacterized. Gene Ontology annotation, cellular component: endoplasmic reticulum. Gene Ontology annotation, biological process: ERAD pathway. Gene Ontology annotation, molecular function: ubiquitin binding. The record is from RefSeq and is a predicted model, not a curated record. NCBI's taxonomy places the organism in Eukaryota, Viridiplantae, Streptophyta, Magnoliopsida, Brassicales, Brassicaceae.